AAACAAAACAAGAAAUAAAAAGGUAAAUAAAACAAAGCGAUCCAGUACAGGAGAAAGGACUCAAAUCGGUGUACGUGAAGUUUUAAUCGAAUAUUCGCCCCAUUUUAUUAUUAUUUCGUGAUUGAUUAAAGACUUUAUCGGAUGGAAACGGACGCAAGCGAUGGGAGAAGGAAGCUUCCAGCGUACUACUAUCUGCAGCCUUCCAAGAAUGGCGACGAAGAGGCGGAAGAGGAGCUGUACGACUCGAAUGGCACGCACAUUACAUCCGACUACCUGAACGAUGUUGUGGCCGAAUCCAUGUCCGACAAGUACACAGUCCUGCAGGACACUUCCGACACCCCCCAGUACAAGUGUAACGAGUGUGAGAAGAUCCUGCCCAACACUGGCCACCUGAUAGCGCACAUUGUAGUGCACACGGGUGAAAACCCGUACCUGUGCAGCCUCUGUCAGCGAUCGUUUGCAAACUCCACCCGUCUUAAGCUGCAUCUGAAAACGCAUUGCAUUAAAAAACUUCACCCAGGAUUAACGGUAACGCGGAUUACGAAGAAUGCUCCACCGACUACCCCCGUUCCAAGUACGAGCAUGGAAGAAAAUAUGGAUCGAACUUCGCCCACCCACAAAACGGCCACCUUUCGUUGCAUUGAGUGUGAUCAAACACUGCCCAAGGACAUACUGUAUCGGCACAUGAAGCAGCACCUGCAGGAGAAGAACAUUUUCGCACAAAAGCCGCACAAAUGUGGCCUUUGCGGGGAGGCGUUUGCCAAAAGUUCGACACUACAGCAACACCAGGAAGCGUGCCAGGCGUCCUCGAUAAAGGUAACGUCGGAGGUGGAUUUGGUGCCGAUCGGCAAGCAAGACGCGGGCGAUACCUUUAAGAAACAAAUCGCUUCCAACCCUAUCCUGUCGGGAUUGUUGAUGAAGGAAUCACUAGAACCUCCGGUUUCUGUUACUACCAUAGAGGUGGAUCACCAGGAAGAAUCUCCCGCCGAUGGUGCACAGAGCUGUCUGCAAGAUGACGCCGCCGUAGAGCUGGAAAAAGAAAUCCAGGAGAGCGAACAGCCGGCCAACGACGACGAUAGCGUAAUUCAGAAUAGCUCCGCCGGGGUCGGUUUCGUCAUCAGCUCGGUAGCUACCGUAGAUCAGCAAUUUCUCGAAAAUCUCGCACAAAUGGAACUGCAGGCCCGCUCACCGGAACUGGAAGAGAUGCCGGAAGACGAUUCGGAGUCGCUAGCAGCAGCAGCAGCACCAUCUACCGCCGGUGGCGUACAGCCCGCUUACAACAAUUUGGUCACAUCGACCACCUGCGGGUUGUGCGGUAAAUCGUUCGGUGAAAAGUUUGGCCUCCGGCAGCAUAUGCGCAUCAUGCACGCCGAUACGAAACCGUUCAAAUGUCCCGAGUGCCGGAAGCGAUUCACGCAAGAAAACGCGCUCCUCAUCCAUCUACGCGUGCACGUAAGCAACCGACCGUUUAUGUGCAUCAUUUGCUACAAAACGUUUACCCGCGCAACGGCACUGAACGGCCAUUUGUCGUCCCAUUCGCAUGUGGCGCUGAAAUGUUUCUCCUGCGAAGCGACCCUGCCGAGCGUGCAGAAGUAUGCACAGCACAUCGAGGUCAACCAUCCACAGUUUCCGGAGAUUUUGUACCGCAUCAGGGCGGAAAAGCCGGAGCACGAGAGGACGAAGUUGUUGCGGCGGCUGUUACUGCAACAUCGGCCCUCAACAGCGACGGACGGAAGCUUAAUUGCGGGUGGGUUGGGAGAGAUGAACUGAAUGAGAAUAAAUAAUUUAUUGGACACGCACAAGG
Messenger RNA from Anopheles stephensi (Asian malaria mosquito), 1804 nucleotides. Its product is annotated as zinc finger protein 865-like. NCBI's taxonomy places the organism in Eukaryota, Metazoa, Arthropoda, Insecta, Diptera, Culicidae. The transcript has 2 exons. The record is from RefSeq and is a predicted model, not a curated record. Bases 142 to 1770 code for a protein of 542 amino acids.